Messenger RNA from Drosophila nasuta, 277 nucleotides. RefSeq names its product Metallothionein C (gene MtnC). NCBI's taxonomy places the organism in Eukaryota, Metazoa, Arthropoda, Insecta, Diptera, Drosophilidae. The record is from RefSeq and is a predicted model, not a curated record. Gene Ontology annotation, molecular function: metal ion binding. Bases 71 to 208 code for a protein of 45 amino acids. The transcript is spliced from 2 exons.
UAUUCGAAACAAAACCCAGCAAGUAAUUCGUUCUGUGAGACACUUUAAAACUUAUUAAAUUCAAUACAAAAUGGUUUGCAAAGGUUGCGGCAGUACCUGCAAGUGCACGGACACCAAGUGCGGUGACAACUGCUCCUGCAGUCAGGAUUGCAAGUGCGUAUGCAAAACAGGCAGCAAGGAUAAAUGUUGCACAACCAAGGCGAAGUAAACAAAAAACAAUAAAAUGUUUAAUUCCAACAGUGACUUAAUAAAGCGUGGCGAAAAAUGUGCUCUUUAA